AGCCGUUGAACUAUUCACAAGUGAACUGAACAAAAAAUCGAGUAUCUUAACAGAAAGUAAUUAAUUUGAACAAUGAAGACCUGCACAGCAAUCGCACUCAUUUCUUUCGCCGUCGUGGCAGCGCUCGUUGCCACCAGCAUGGCCACCAACAGCACCUGGGGUACUCGCGGCUACUACGAUCGCCUGCUCUAUCGCACGCAGGUGGUGAGGAAGUCCGAACUUUGGCGCAAAAUCUCUGUGGAUGUGGAUUUCCCAGUAAAGCAAGCAUACAAUCCUUAUCCCAUCACUCAGGUGGUGGCUAUCGAUCACAAGCGCAAGGAUGGCGGUUAUGCCGUGCUGACCAAAGGUGGCCCAGGUUACCGUAAUGUGACUCUACACAUCAAAUCCGAGCGUAAUCAUGGCCUUAACUACACCGUUGAGAUCUAUGGCAGAUAAGCGAAGCAAAUAUUUGAAAAUGGAUGAAUGGAGUAAAGAAAACACAAACUUUCAUGGGAUAAAGAAUUCUGUAAACAAAAACUGAAAUACAAAAAAAAGAGAAACAAA
Anastrepha obliqua is the source of this 543-nucleotide messenger RNA. RefSeq names its product probable salivary secreted peptide. The transcript has 2 exons. Lineage: Eukaryota; Metazoa; Arthropoda; Insecta; Diptera; Tephritidae. The record is from RefSeq and is a predicted model, not a curated record. The coding region runs from base 73 to 435 and encodes 120 amino acids.